This is a messenger RNA of Brassica napus (rape), 708 nucleotides long. RefSeq names its product plasma membrane-associated cation-binding protein 1-like. The transcript has 4 exons. Lineage: Eukaryota; Viridiplantae; Streptophyta; Magnoliopsida; Brassicales; Brassicaceae. Gene Ontology annotation, cellular component: plasma membrane. Bases 1 to 708 code for a protein of 235 amino acids. The record is from RefSeq and is a predicted model, not a curated record.
AUGGGUUACUGGAAAUCAAGGGUUUUUCCAACAAUAAAGAAAUUGUUUGAGAAAAGCCCAACAAAGAAAUCUGUUGCGGUUGUUGAGGCUAGCAAGAGCUUAACCUUCGAUGAUUCUAAGGAAGCAAUAAACAAGGAGAUUGAGGAGAAGAGGACAGAACUGGAAGCCAAGGCUUUGGUGAGGGAGCCUAAGGAGGAUGGUUUAACGAAACACUCUGCCGAAGUGCACAAAUUCCUCGAGGCACUUGUCGAAAUUGGAUUCCCCGGAUCAAAGGCUGCAUGUGAAACUUCAUCUACCGGUUCUGGACCAGUAACAUUCAUAUUUGAGAAAGUAUGUUUGUUUCUCCCGGCGGUGGAAAAGUCACGAGAGGUAGAAAUUGUGGAGGAAGUCGUGAAAACUGAUGAACCUUUCAAAGAAGAGGGAACUCCAAGUAGUGAAAAAGAGAUAGAAAUAGUUGAAGAGAAGAAAGAAGAGGUUAAUCCGACAUUUGUUCCUGUCCCCGCUGCUGCCGAGGAGAAGAAGCCAGCCGUGGAAGAGGAGAAGAAGGCGGUGGUGGAAGAGAAGAAGCCAUCCACGGAAGAGGAGAAGAAGGCGAUUGUGGAAGAUAAGAAGCUAGUCGUGGAAGAGGAGAAGAAGCCAGCUGUGGAAGAGAAGAAGCCAAUGGAGGAGGUCAAAAAAGAAUUUGUUGCCUCAGUGCAAGUAGCUUAA